UAUGGCCCUACCUAACCAAGAAAAUUGAUUAAACAAAUUCUUGGGAAAAGUGCAUCAAGAACUAAAGCCCUUUACUUCUUUUUUUUUCCUCUCUUUUUCUUCUUCCUUCUCUUCCAUGCCUGUUUUGUCUUCAUCAUCAUCUCUUUCUGCAAAACAAGAUGUAUCCUAUCAUGAACUCGAAUGGGUAUAACCAAUUCGUUACUAAUAAACCAUUAGAUAAUGCAUCGUCGCAACCAUAUUCAUACCCUCAUUUAUUACCUUAUGGAUAUGGUAUGCCUCCGCCAUCGCCGCCACCACCACCACAACAACAACAUCAACCAUAUGGAUCUCCUGAUGGGUCUUCUGUAUAUAUUCAAAGAGCCCCUAUUGGAAUAACCAAACAUAUGGAAGAGACAACUUGGUCAACCAACAUGUUUGCAUGUGGUAGAGACCCCAAAAAUUGUCUUACAACAUGUGUUUGUCCAUGCAUAACAUCCGGGCAAAUUGCAGAAAUAGUGAGUGAAGGACGAACGUCAUGCAUGGAAGGAGUGAUAAUAAACAUGUUACUCUGUUGUUUAUGUUGUACUACACCACUUUAUACUUUUUACUACAGAGUUAAAUUGAGAAGAAAAUUUAAGUUGGAAGGGAAUGAAUGUCUUGAUUGCCUUAUUCAUACAUUAUGUUGUUAUUGUGCCUUAUGUCAAGAAUAUCGUGAGCUUCAUCGUCAAGGAUUUGACCCUGCACUUGGAUGGGCAGAAAAUAUUGAGCGGCAAAGCCAUGCUGUUGCUGUUUUCACUAUUACCCCACCUCCAGUUCAAGAAGCCAUGAAAAGAUAACAGUUCAAUUAUUUUUUUUGAUCAGUUAAUUAUCAAG
Solanum verrucosum is the source of this 852-nucleotide messenger RNA. RefSeq names its product protein PLANT CADMIUM RESISTANCE 7-like. Bases 159 to 815 code for a protein of 218 amino acids. The record is from RefSeq and is a predicted model, not a curated record. Lineage: Eukaryota; Viridiplantae; Streptophyta; Magnoliopsida; Solanales; Solanaceae. The transcript has 4 exons.